CACCACGUAAAAAAAAGUCAGGUCUAAUGUUUAAAAGGAACUUUUUUUUAUUGAGUCGGAUGCUUCAGAGUUUGUAAUCAAAACUUUUUUUUUUGCCAAGAGUGUUAAAAUGGCUUGGAUAUGGACUUUAACUUUUAAUUACUUCUUUGUAGUACUCUGGACACCAUCUGCAACAAAAGAAAAGGUUACGGUAUAUGAGAUGUCUGAAAAAUUGCAAAAUACAAUUGUUAAGCAGCAUAAUAAUUUUAGAAAACAAGUAAAUCCAAGUGCAAGGAAUAUGGUUAAAAUGAUGUGGAGUCCAGAGAUUGCCUUAAAUGCAUACAAAAUGGCUAAGAGUUGUAAACUGCAUCAUAGUUCACAUGAUGAACUGCAAAUUUUAAAUUACACUUGUGGGGAGAAUAUCUACAUCGCUACUAGGAAGAACUCCUGGCACAGGGCUAUCCAAAUGUGGCAUGAUGAGCACAAACAUUUUAAGUAUGGAGUUGGAGCAAUAAACAACUUUGUAACUGGCCAUUACACUCAGGUUGUCUGGUUUAUUUCUUUUUUGAUCGGGUGUUCUUUUGCCAAGUGUGGAACAUCAAAUCCAAAGUAUUUGUAUGUUUGUCAAUACUGCCCAGGAGGAAAUACAAAUGAUGACACUCCAUACAAAGAAGGAAUGCCUUGUGCUGACUGCCUGGAGUCUUGUGAAGACAGACUGUGUACCAAUCCUUGCAUAUACCAGGACAAGUACAGCAACUGUGAAGAGGAGAGCAAAAAAUAUGGAUGUGAUGAUUCCUUAAAUGAAGACUGCCCAGCAACAUGUAGCUGUGAAAAUGAAAUCAAAUAGUUUUUUGAGCUGUUGGCAAGGCAGCACAACUGCUGUUACUAUUUAGAAAACAAUUGUAAUGUAAAUCAUUUUUUAUUUUUAAAGCCGAAUUAAGAAGAAUAGUAAUUAAAAUUGCAAAUCAAGUACAAACUGAUUUAAUGGUGAUCAUGUACUACUUGUGAUUGUGUUUACCUAGAUGAUUCAGUGUUGUAAAGCUAAAUGUCUUUUCUGAUGGAAAAAUCACUUCACUAAAAUGGAACAUUUGAAUAAGUAAUUCUAAAAUAUACCAGCAAUAAAUCUUCUCCA
Polypterus senegalus (gray bichir) is the source of this 1111-nucleotide messenger RNA. Its product is annotated as cysteine-rich venom protein catrin-like. The transcript has 8 exons. Lineage: Eukaryota; Metazoa; Chordata; Cladistia; Polypteriformes; Polypteridae. The record is from RefSeq and is a predicted model, not a curated record. Bases 110 to 826 code for a protein of 238 amino acids. Gene Ontology annotation, cellular component: extracellular region.